UUUGUGUGAUAUAGUUGAACUUCAUGCCCAUAAAGACGGUGAACAGCUCUGGAUGUCUCACUGCAUCACAGCUUUGGUUCACUCUGCAGAGCUCCAGUUCACUGAUCACACCUGACAGAGUUUGAUCCUAAUCAGUGAAAACAUGCUGAUCAGCUGACAGCGUUCUUCUUUCAGUGCUGGAACAACAACUGCAGCAGCAGCAUGUCUCUGAUCAGUCUGUCCAGAACAGUUAGUAAAUGUGUCUUCAGCUGAGCAGCAUCAGAGCAUGUUGAAGGAAGGAAACCACACAGCUGGAGUUAGAUGUAGUCAUGUGGUCUCCAGGAAACAGAGGAGGAGCAGCUCUGAGUGAGACAAAAACAUUAGAAGGAAACGAACAGUUCAGACUCCAUUUUACAGUCGACAGAGGAGGACAACAUGGAUAAAACAUGACGAUGGCUAAAGAAGACCUUCUGAGGACUUUGAAGAGUUGGAAGAAGAGGAGUUUGAAAAAUUCAAAUGGUUCUUGAAUCAGGACAAUGUCCUAGAAGACUCCAAAUCAAUCCCAAAGUGUCGACUGGAGAAGGCAAACAGGAUCAACACUGUGGAUCUAAUGGUCCAGACCCAUGGUACUACAAAUGCCCUUAAAGUCACUCAGGAGGUUUUAAAGAAGAUGGAUAGAAAUGAUCCGGUUCCAGCAAAAAUCUCAAGAACCAUCAAAGAACCUACAGAUAUUCUGUCCGGGUUUAAAGACAAACUCAAGUCUAACCUAAAGAAGAGGUUCCAGUGCGUGUUUGAGGGCAUCGCUAAAGCAGGACAGCUGACCCUCCUGAAUGAGAUCUACACAGAGCUGUACAUCACAGAGGAGGGACUGCAGAGUUCAAUGAUGAACAUGAGGUCAGACAGAUUGAAGCAGCAUCCAGGAAAGCAGCCAGAGCAGAAACAAGUAUCAGAGCAGAAACAGCCAUCAAACCAGAAAACAUUCUUGUAGACCCAUCUGGAAAAGGCAUACCAAUCAGAACAGUGAUGACACAGGGAGUGGCUGGCAUCGGGAAAACAGUGUUAACACAGAAGUUCACUCUGGACUGGGCUGAAGGUGAAACCAACCAGGACAUACAGCUCAUGUUUCCAUUCACUUUCAGAGAGCUGAAUGUGGUGAAAGAGAGAAAGUUCAGUUUGGUGGAACUUGUUCAUCACUUCUUCAGUGAAACCAAAGCAGCAGGAAUGUGCAGCUUUGAAGACUUCCAGGUUGUGUUGAUCUUUGACGGUCUGGAUGAGUGUCGUCUUCCUCUGGACUUCCACAACAAUGAGGUCCUGACUGAUGUUAGAGAGUCCACCUCAGUGGAUGUGCUGCUGACAAACCUGAUCAGGGGGAAGCUGCUUCCCUCUGCUCGCAUCUGGAUAACCACACGACCUGCAGCAGCCAAUCAGAUCCCUCCUGACUGUGUGCACAUGAUGACGGAGGUCAGAGGGUUCACCGACCCACAGAAGGAGGAGUACUUCAGGAAGAGAUCCAGAGAUGAGGAGCAGGCCAGCAGCAUCAUCUCCCACAUGAAGACAUCACGAAUCCUCCACAUCAUGUGCCACAUCCCAGUGUUCUGCUGGAUCACUGCUACAGUUCUGGAGAAGCUGCUGAGAACCAAAGAGGGAGGAGAUCUGCCCAGAACCCUGACUGAGAUGUUCAUCCACCACCUGGUGGUUCAGGUCAAAAUCAAGAGGGUCAAGUAUGAAGGAGGAAAAGAGACAGAUCCACACUGGAGUCCAGACAGCAGGAGGAUGAUUGAGUCUCUGGGGAAACUGGCUUUUGAGCAGCUGCAGAAAGGAAACCUGAUCUUCUAUGAGUCCGACCUGACAGAGUGUGGCAUCGAUCUGGAAGCAGCCUCAGUGUACUCAGGAGUGUUCACACAGAUCUUUAAAGAGGAGAGUGGGCUGUACCAGGAUAAGGUGUUCUGCUUCGUCCAUCUGAGUGUUCAGGAGUUUCUGGCUGCAGUCUACAUGUUCCACUGUUACACCAACGGAAACACUGAGGUGCUGAAGAAGUUCCUGGGAGAAGACUACAUGAACUCACCCCUGGAUAUUUUCCUGGACAGAGUCAUGAAUAAAUGCCUCAGCUGUAGAAAUGGUCACCUGGACCUGUUUGUUCGCUUCCUUCAUGGUCUCUGUCUGGAGUCCAACCAGAGACUCUUAGGAGGUCUGCUGCGUCGGACAGAGAAAUGUUCAGAAGUGAUCCAGAGAGUCAUCAACAACCUGAAGAUGAAGAAACCAACAUUUCUCCAGACAGAUGCAUCAACAUCUUCCACUGUCUGAUGGAGAUGAAGGAUCUCUCAGUACAUCAGGAGAUCCAAGAGUUCCUGCAGUCAGAGAACAGAUCGAAGAAGAAACUCUCUGUGAUCCACUGCUCAGCUCUGGCCGACAUGUUGCAGAUGUCAGAGAAGGUUCUGGAUGAGUUGGAC
Molecule: messenger RNA, 2429 nt
Organism: Acanthochromis polyacanthus (spiny chromis)
Lineage: Eukaryota; Metazoa; Chordata; Actinopteri; Pomacentridae
Product: protein NLRC3-like
Exons: 3
Coding region: 1003-2283 (426 amino acids)
Source: RefSeq, a predicted model, not a curated record